Messenger RNA from Astrephomene gubernaculifera, 8729 nucleotides. Lineage: Eukaryota; Viridiplantae; Chlorophyta; Chlorophyceae; Chlamydomonadales; Astrephomenaceae. The record is from the annotation of a GenBank genome assembly.
CCGGCAAGCGUCUGGCGCAGGCGAUGGAGCAGAGUGUCGCUGCGGGCGGUGCAGGUGGCUCGACCGCCAAGCCCUCCGACUCGCAGGGCGCCGCGGGAGCUUCCGGCAGCGCAGCCGCCGCAGUCGGUGCAGGCGGCGGCGGCAGCGGUGCGGCGGCGGGUGUCGGCGGCGCCAGCGGCAGCCGCUGGGUGUGGCCGCCCCUGAGUGCUGCGGAGGAGGCGGCGCUAGCUGCCCGGGAGAGCUGCAUGGUGGCGGUGGAUGACUCGUUGGAUGUGGGGGAACUGCUGCGGCAGGCGGACGGGCAAAUGCAUGGCUUCAUUACGGGGGACCUCAAGUCCUGCAUCCGCAAGGACGAGAAGAAGCUCCAUCGCAAGCAGCGGCAGGAGCAACACCCCGCAGAGCAGCAGCAGCCGCAGCCCCCGGCACCCGGUCAGGAGCGGGCAGGAGCGGCCCCCUCAGCCUCCGCAUCAGCGGCGGCGGCGGCAAGGGCGAAGGAGACCGGGGGCGACGGAACUGCAGUGAGCGGACAGUCCCCGGCGGGUGCUGACGCGGCGGCUGAUGCGGAGGCGGGUGCGGAGGGUCCCGAGCAGCGCAACGCCAAGCGGCGAAAGGUCGCCCCGCUGGCCGCGCUGCAGCCGCUGCUGGGCGAUGCAAGGAGCCGCCUCCGUAGCAAAUUGCUGGUGGCGCCCCCCAAGCUGUCCCGACACGAGCAGCGGCUGCCCGGCUGGGAGCCGCCGCUGGAGCUCAUCUUGGAGCGGUCCAGGGAGCAUGUGAAGGGCGUGGUGGAGACGCUGCUCAGGGCCUCCGAACGUGCCGUGUCAGUCGCCACACGGGCCCUACGGCGGCAGACGGCUGAGCGGAGGAACCGGGCCCGUGGUCAGCAUGGGGAGGAGGUCGGCGAGCAGUGCGGCGAAGUUGACCCAGAUCUGGAUCCUAAUCAGGAUCCAGAUGCGGAUCAGGAGGGCUGCGAUCAGAGCGGUGGUGCGCACGGAGGUACGGCAGGCGGAGCGACGGGCCAUAAGCAGCGCAAGGCCGUCGGAGGGGCGGGAGGCCGUGGCGGCGAGCAGGACGGGGACCAAGACGGCAUCUAUGCGGCUGCCAUUGACCAGGUGUUUGCGCUGCUGCAGGAGGCCUGGGCGGUGGACGUCAUGGCCUGCCUGCGUGAGCGCGGAGCGGUGCGGGGGCGGCCGCGGCUGCAGCUCUGCGCGUUGCUGUACUCGGCGUGCAGGAUCAUCCACGCAGUGGAGAUGCUCGGCUACCGCCGCCGCAGCCCCCGUGCGCUGGUGGACCUGCUGCGCGAGUGUCUGGACUGGGCGGUGCCGCUGCUGUGGCACGUGGAGGGACAGCCGGGCAUGGCGGCGUUUGUGACGGAGCGGCUGAGGCCGGCAUGGGCCAAGACAUGGGCCGUACCGCUGCUGGACCUGCUGGCUGUGUCGUACGCCGGGGAGGACCGCGAGGGCAACAACGAGAUGGAGUUUGUGGCGCGAUGGGAUUCCGAUGAGGACUGGGAAGCUGGCAUGGAGCAGGCGGGCGGUGUGGAGGCGGCGACGGAUGCGUUCGAGGAGUUGCAGCGGGCAGCAGCGGCGGCGGCGGCACAGCAGGGCCAACCGCAGCAGCAGCAGGGCUCGCAGCUCGGAGGCUCGGAACUCAGGGCGUCUGGUCGUGCGGCUUCCGGCUCGUUUGGCAGGGCGCAUGGGGGAGGAACGGUCACACGGAAUGCCUCCGCCAGUGGCGGUGCUGCCGGCGGCGCUCGCUUCCGCCAGGCUUCGGGCUCAGGGCGGCCGGGCGCCGGCAGCGGUGCAGCGGCCGCCGGAGGUGGAGGUCAGGCGGGUGGUGGAGGUGCCGGCGGAGGAGCCGGCAAGGGCGCAGCCGCCUCGCAGCCCCAGGUGAUGGAGGUGGACAGCUUGCGGGGAGUGGUGGUGGCGGGAGCCCCGCGACAAGCCGGCGGGGGCCGCAUGGCCAAGCACGUGGCGCGCAUGGACCCCAUCCGCCCCGCGCACAUGAUGCCUGCCAUCAUCGCUCGUCCGCUGAUUCAAAUGGCUCCCGACCCGCCACCCGAGAAGCUGGCUGUCCUCCGUGAGGAGCACCGCCUCAAACAGAAGUGCGGCGCCGCAGCCGCAAACCUGGCCGACCUGUUUGACAAGGAGGCCCCGGCGCCGCCACCGCCGCAGGCAGGCCCUCAGCUGCCCCAGCAGCAGCAGCAGCAUCGGGCCCAACAGAAGGCCCCACCGGCGGCAUGCGCAGCUCCGCCGCGGCAAGGUGCUGCUGCUGCUGGUGUUGGUCCUGCAGCCGCAGCGGCGGGAGGUGGUGGCGGUGGUGGUCGGGCCCUGGCGGCCCGCGCUGCCAUGAACCGGGCAGCUGCCGGCAACGUGGGACCUCUGGGCAGUCCGGCUGGAGCCGCUGCGGCGUCCGAGUCGUCCACGGAAGUGGGCCCUACGCCCAUGGACGAGCAGUUUGGCGGGAAGCACCGCUCUCGGUUGGGAGAGGUGGAGGGCGGGGGCGGCCUGGGGCUGGCUCGGGGACUGUUUUCGGAGCCGGACGCUAACGAUGUUCCGGUGAUGCGCUACAACCCGGGCGGCGAGGGCCCCUUUGGCCAAGUGGCUACCUUCCAGGUCGUCAACAACAAGCCCAAGGCCGCGGCAGCCAACCCGCAGCCCGCCAUGGGACCUCCAGCCGCGGCCCCAGCGGGCCUCUUUGUCUUUGGUGCGGGGCCUUCCGAUGCCGUACCGGAGGGUCCAAGACAUGCGGAGCCGGCCCAGGCUGGUAACGCUGAUGUCUGCAUGGCUGAUGCAGGCGACGCCCUGAGGCAGUCUGGCGACCUCCCACCUCCUGCAGACCUGGCUCCGGGGGAAGGCGGCGCGGCGGCGCCAAACGACGACGUUGCUGAUGCGGGUGGCGACGUCGGCGGGGACGCCGCCGCGGAAGGCAGAGCUGACGUUGGGAAUGACGCGGACGCUGACGCUGACGGCAAUGACGAUGAGGUUGAUGGCCCUCCUUCGGGUUGCCGGUUGCAAGCGGAAGAGCACUCGGCGGACAGUCACGGCUGCGCCCCCGUCCAGGACGAGGAGGGUGGCUUCCCCUCUGACGAGGAAGACGGUUACGACAGCGACAUGUCCCCAGCAGCUGACAAGAAGCCCCGGGAGCCGGUGCCGGACGCCUGCUCGCCAUGCACGACAAACGGAGCCUCCAAGCGUGCCGGCGGUGCUGCGGGCGCCGCCAACCGUGGAGGCGGCACCGGUGGGGGCAUGUUUUACCUGGGUGGGAGGCCUGGUGGCGCCAGCAGCCGUAUUCCGCCGCCUGGCAUGGCAGCCGCUGUCGGCGGCGCUGGGGGUGCAGCGGCGCCUGGCAUGCGGAAGGCGCCGCCCGCUGCCGCAGCAGCAGCGGCCGCGGCGGCGGCGGGGCGGAAGGCCUUCCGUUCGGGUUUAGCAGCAGGCGCGGCGGGUGCUGCGGCGCCGCCAGGCCGCCAGGCAGGGGCCGCGGUUGCCGCCACCAAGCCGGCAGGUCGCACGGGCGCUGUGCCGCAGCAGCGCAAGGGGCAGCUUGCUGCUGCUGCUGCGGGCGCAAUCCAGCGGCAGACAGAGCAGCAGACGCAGCAGCAGCAGCAGCUGGUUCGGAAGCUUGGUGAUUUGCUGGAUGCGGCUGCCGAGGAGGAUCAGCAGCAGCUGGGGCCUGCAGCGGGGGCAGACGAUGAAUGCCGUGGGGAGGCCGUGGAUAUGGAGGUGGAGGUGGCUGGCAGGGAUGCAGUUGCAGGGGACAAUGCAGGUGUGACCGUAGCAGCAGCAGCAGAUGCGAUGUGGAACGCAUCAGGGCAGGUUGCUGCUGCUGCCGCCGCUGCAAUUGCUGACCUGCUCACAACGGUUAUUGCGGAUGCCAUUGCCAACGCAGCAGCGCUAGCAGUGAAAGCCGCGGCUGCCGAGGACAGCAUACCCGAUCUCUUGCCUGCGCUAGUGCUGCCGGCCCCAGUCGCCAUGGCAGCAGCAGCCGAGGUGCAACCUGCUGGGGAUGACGACAUGGAGGAUGCGGUUCCUGGACAUCUCACCAUGCCGGCUACAGGGCCGCAGCAGCAGACCGUGAAUGAGGAGCAAUCGCGCGAAGCCGUAGUGGCUGAGCAACGUCAGCAAGAAGCGGUGCAGCUCGGUGAUACCGGCGGUGCAGGUGCGGCUGCUACUGGUGGUGAUGCUGACGAAGAAGCCGCCGCCAUCGCCACCGCAGCAGCAGCAACAGCAGCCCUUACCGUAACCAAGGAUCGCGGCACCAAGACCGGAAAAUCAAAAAGGCGGCGCCGUGUGGCCGAGCUUGGUGUUGCCCCCGGUGUUGAGCCGGACUCCGCUGCGGACCCCGUUCUAGAAGCAGUCCUCCUGCCUCCUUCCGCUGUCACCGCAACUACCAUGGGGGCGGAAUCGACUGCUGUUGGCUCAGCGCCCGCUGGGGUGCUUCGUGAGGGCGAUGUGGGACAGUCCAGCGCGGCUGCUGCGGUUGCCGCGGAGAGGACGCAGACAGCGGCGGUUGCGGCAUCGCAGCAGCUGCAGCUACAGACGGCUGCGGUGAACCCGCCAGCGGGUGCCUCCAUGCAAGCAGACACCCAGGAGCAGCCGGUAGCAGGUACACCCUUGCGUGCCCGCCCUGCUAGCGCUGCUCCGGAGGCGGCGGUCGUCGCGGAUUCGCCGCACGUCGCGGCACAACCCACACCCGCACCGCAGCCGCGCACCGCCCACGGCUUCACGCCGCAUCCACGAUCUCGCCAGAAACAGUGGCAGCAGCAGCAACAUGGCCCUCCCGCUGGGGUUGUUCCCGCGGCGGCUUCAACAGGCGGCAUGGCGCCCCAGGCAGCAGUAGUUGCUGGCGACGCGUCGGCAGCAGGCGGCUCUACGACAGCCUUCCAACAGGCUGGCGUAAGCUCCGCUGCUGCGGCAGCGGCAGAGCCCUCUUCAGGAGCUGUCGUGCCAGUGCCCACCACUAGCCAGCAUCAGCACUUUGCGGCUCGGCUCUCGGAGGGGCAGGCUGACCCGGGGCAGCGCUGUGACGAGGCGAAGCCAUCUCCGCACCGCAAGGAUGCGCCCGGGGCGCCUGUCAGUGGCUCAGCUUUGACGCCAGGUGUGGUCCUGUUCAGCGCGGCUGUCGCGGACCCCUUGAAGCUGAGCGACAUGCAAGCGCACGCUGGCGGUGCACGGGGGCUGUCAGCAGCUGGCGGCUCGGCGCAUGGGGACGAGGACCAGCAUGCAGAUCUGCAGGGCGCCACCGAGGCGGGCUCCGAGAAGGAGGAAGAAGACCUGAUCGAGCCGCCUCCGCGGGGACGGCUUAACCGUCACCGGCAGCGGCGCCGCCGGUCAGCGCAGGAGCCGGGGCCUCAGGAGCCGCGGUCUGAGCAGCAGGGCGACGACCAGCAAGGGCGGUCGCAACAGCAACAGCCGGACGCAGCUGCAGGGGACUCAGCGGCGGCGGGUGAGGUCGGCAUGCAGGACGAUGCCCUGAUCACCAGUCCAAGUGGCCAUGCAGCUGGACCUUUGGGCGCGGCUUCUAGCACGGAGCAAAUGGAGGUGGAAGGGGGAGGCGAUGCAGGGCGGCAGCAGCUGAUGGAGGCUGCGGCAUGUGAAGGCGCACCCACCGCGCUGCCUGGCUCAUGUGCUCCUGCUGCAGCGCCGGCAUCGGCUGCUUGGCCCGGGCUGUCGCCGCUGCUCACCUUGCCCAUCCUGUCGCCGGCUGCGGCGGAGGGAGCCGCCGUUGCAGCUGCGACAACCACGGAGGAGCCAGCUGCGGAAGCCGGGCCAUGCAUGACAGCAGCAGCAGCAGGUCCAGCGACUGCCGGUCCGUCUGUUGCUGAGGAGGCAGCAGGAGCGGUACCUGAGCCGGUGGCUGAUCCCAUAGCGGUUGAAGCAGCGGAGUUGCCCGCAACGGCACCUGCGUUGGAGCAAACCGCAACGCAAGGGGAGCAUGAGCCCGCAAGCCAGCAUGCAGCCGAACCCGCAACUCAGCCGACCAUGCAGCUCGAGCUGCAACCCCUGACGCAGGAGCCGCUCCCGUCGGCCACUCAAGACACGACGGCAGUUCCGGCAACACAGGACGCCACUCAACCCGCAGCAGAGGAACCCGUCCCGGCCAGCCAGCCCGCAACGCAGGAGGGUGGAGGCGGCAACGCGGGCCAGCCGGGUGCCUCCGCGCCUGCAUGCACACCGCCCGCGUGGACUGCGCUGCCGCGACGUCGCAUGACUCAGGCGCAGCGCGAGAUCAUGGCUCUUCAUCAGCAGGGCUUGCCCGUGCAGUGUAUGCCGCUGGGUUUCUUCAUCACCGCGGCCGAGGCGGCCAAGCUGAGGCGCCAGCAGGCCACGCCUCUCAGCGCCACGCCGGGAGCAAGGCUGACGCCCGUAACAGGCGGCAAGGCUACCGGGGGUCCCGCCGCCACCGCGGGUGGUAAGAGUAGGACGCAGGUCGGGCCGCAGGGAACCGCGUCCAAGGGGACAGCACGCACCCCCAAGGGCACCCCAGCCGCCACUGCCGCCACCGCAGCGGCGGCGGCCAUCUCGGCUGCGGCGGCCUCAGCUGACGCCAAGUCGAAGCAGCGGACUGGCAAGAAGCACACGCGGGAGGCGGAUGCGGAGGGCGCAGCCACGGCUGGUGCGACUGGCACGGCGGCUGCAGCCAGUGCUAAUGAGGGAGUUGAGCAACCGCCCAGUAAGAAGCGUCGGAAGGGGCAUCAGAGCUCGCGGGCUUCCGCAGCUGCUGGGGCAACCACCACUACGACAGCGACGGCAGCGCAUGGUGUCAGCAACGCGGCCGUCACCGAGACAGGGGCCCAAGGCACCGGUUGCACUCAGAUGGCGGCUUCCGGUGCAGGAGGACAACAGCCCGCAGCAAUCGCAGCUCAACAGGCUAUCGCUGGGGCGGCGGGUGCGCCGCAGGAGGCAGUGCCGGAGGGUAUUUCCGGCGCAGAGCCAACAGCAGAAAAUAAAGCCAAGAAAGACAAGAAGAGGGACAAGAGCAAGUCAAGCAAGUCGUCCUCCAGGAGUCGUACCGGCGGAGCUACAACAGUGGAGGGCGGGCAUGCAGCCGCUGCUGCACGCCUUCCCGCGACCCAACGUGACGGUGGAGACUUUGAAGGCGUGCAUGCAGCUGCGGACGCAGCAGCAGCCGCAGCGUGCCCGGCCACGGACAGCGCACAUGGUGUCAGUGGUACGGCAUCCGCCGCCCGGAGUGACAAGUCCCGGCGGCGGGACCGUCAUCGGCCCCUCCACAGCGAGCUCCAGCCGGCAGACUCGCUGGUAGCAGCAUCCGCCGACGGAGCCGCUGCUAUGGAGGCGGGGGUGAGUCAGCGACAGGGCUUCUCGGUGGCGGGUGAGGGGGCAGCUGGACGACUACCAGUGGUCGAGGAGGGAGAAGAAGAGGCUGCGGGAGAGGAUGCCGACGGCCGGCGAGGAGAUGGCGGAGCAGAUGGGCUAUCUGCGCCGAUAGCGGAGGACCAGAUGGAGGCUGCGGCUGCAGGCGCGCCGCGGAAUGCUGCGCAUUCUCAAGUGCAGCACAGCGGCGGCGAGGCACUUACCGUUGCUGCUGCUGCUGCUGCUGACGCCUCUCAGCAGCCCCACAAUCAGACGCAGGAGGGCGGUCCUGAUCACCCCUCCUCCACCCAACAACCAUCCCAGCAACCGCAGGCGCUCGCGUGCCCGCAGCAGCACCUCCAGCAGCCCUCGCACUCCGACUACCAGACGUCGCAGCAGAAGAUGCGCGGCAGUGAGGCCGACUCUGCCAGGCGCCCCUCCAGGCGGCGAGGCCGCGGGGUCCUGGCGGAACCCAACCUGGAUGACGUCGCCUUGACAGCGGCGGGCGGACCAGCUCCAGGGACGGCGGAGGAGGCCCGCAGCCCUAGCCGAGGUUCGGCGGUGGUCACCGCCACAACGGAUACGGCAGCUACGGGGACCGCACCCCGCAGCAGCCAGAGGUUGCGGCAGCGGCAGGCGCAAGGGGAGCCGCAGUCGCAGCGGACCCGAACUGCGCUGUCGCCGGUGCUCGAGGUGCCUACCGCCGAGGCUGGGAGGACAAUGGAGGCGGCGACGGAGGCGGCUGCCGUACGGCCGCGGACGUGCGCGGCUGCGGCGGCGCCUUCCACUGCCGGCGGCAGUCCGACCGUUAGCACUCGGUCGCGGCGUGCGGUGCAGGCUGCCGCAGCAUUUGCGGUUGGUACUGCAGCGUCGGAGCCUGGGGAGGACGUGGGGGGACGGAGCAAGCGGCAUGCUGUGGGGCGUGGGGAUGAGGAAGAGGCGGAGGAGGGAGAGCUAGGGCAAGGGCCUGCGAAGCGGAAGAGGCGGCGGUGAGGAAGUGAGGGAGGUGUGGAUGACCGGUAGGAAGCUGCGUAUAGCUCGUGUAGGGUAGGCUAGUGGUGUAUCAAGGCAUGUGGUGCGGUGCUGCUUCGGUGGGACUUGUGAAUUAAUUGCAAACGCAGGGUGAGCGUGCACGCGCCAUUGUUAGGUUGGGUACAUUGGGCAAGGUGUAUCAAUCAUCGGCUGGUAGGGGGGUGAGUAGCAGGACAGCAGAGAAAGCUGACGCCUACUGGUAGCUAGCCAACCAUGUUUAGGCGCCGCGUACUGCUGACUAAAGCAUCUGUGUCCCAACCAGCCUGAGAUGUAGAUGUAGAGGUGUAGGAUAGAAGCGCACUUGUUGACUGUAGUUCGUUGCUUCCACGGUACAUUGCCAAAGGGCCAUCUGCAGUACUUUAUGAGAAAAGGAAAGCCUGUAGUAAC